AUGUCAACACGUCAGAGUCGCCAACACGUUGACAACAGCAGUAAUACCAUUUCUCUUUCUUUCGACUUUGACUCAUCAUCAACACCAAGAUCCAAACUCGAGCUACCUCCCACUCUAGCAAAUUUUCUUGGAAUUUACGAGAAUGAUCAAGCAACUAUCCCUUCCUUGCUUGAAAGAAUUCUCUCUUCCGAAAGAUUGUCCGGAAUGAAAUUGGAAUUCCAAUUCCGAAAUGAAAUCAAUGAGUGUCACAUCCAACAGAGUGUCAAAUCAACAUCACCGCAACAAUCCUCUGCGGAGACAAGAACGCUUUCGCAAACGUCGCAGCAACCUGUUGGAAGAAGUGUCACAUCUUUGGCUUCUUUGAGAAAUUCCACUACUAGCUCGAAUACUACUAAUACUACUAAUACCAACACAUCCUCAACAUCCACUUCUGCUUACAACACUUCUCAACAUGGUGCUACACAAUCAAUGACACAAACAGAUGAGGAUUCACCAUUCCGAAGAGCUAGAGCAGUAUUUGAAAAUAUUCAAAGAAAUAACAAUGCAAGUGGCUCGCAAUCGUCGAAUACUAGCAACACGAAUCGUAGUAAUAGACAUCCUUAA
Messenger RNA from Naegleria lovaniensis, 603 nucleotides. RefSeq lists its product as uncharacterized. The transcript has 2 exons. The coding region runs from base 1 to 603 and encodes 200 amino acids. The record is from RefSeq and is a predicted model, not a curated record. Lineage: Eukaryota; Heterolobosea; Eutetramitea; Acrasida; Naegleriidae.